GCAACACACGCACGUCCCACCUUCUGCAACGUGUGCCGUGAGCCCCUCGGCGCGCUGGGCACGGCGCACGCGCUGGCGUGCGAGCUGUGCAAGUUCAAGGCGCACAAGCGUUGUGCGUCGCGCGCACCGCCCUCGUGCAAGUGGAGCACGCUGGCUUCGCUCGGCCCGCACGUGGUAGAAGACGUAGAGGGGAACAUAAUAAUGCCUCACCAGUGGCUGGAAGGGAACCUGCCCGUAGCAGCCAAGUGUGACGUCUGUGAUAAAACCUGCGGUUCGGUGCUCAGAUUGCAAGACUUCAGAUGCGUGUGGUGCAGACGAUGCGUGCACGCGGCGUGCAAGCCUAGCUGGCGCGCGUCGUGCAUGCUAGGCCCGGCGCGCGCGUCUGUCGUGCCGCCCACCCGCCUGCACUCAGUGGGGCCUGAUGACGCGUGGGUGCCUGACAGACCGCCGAACGCCAGCCCGCUCAUAGUCUUUGUCAAUUCGCGGUCAGGUGACAACCAAGGCGUGAAGUUCCUACGGCGCUUCAAGCAGCUUUUGAACCCAGCGCAAGUGUUCGAGCUAAGUGGAGCUGGUCCCAGGCUAGGGCUGCGAUUGUUCAGGCACUUCGCCCCACUGCGGGUGUUGGUGUGCUCGGGAGACGGGUCGGUGGGCUGGGUACUGCAAGAGGUCGACAAGUUGGAUAUGCACCGUCAAGUACAAACAGCAGUGCUGCCGCUUGGUACUGGUAACGACCUAGCGCGAGUCUUGGGCUGGGGCGCGUCGUGCGACGACGCGGCUAACUUACAGCAACUGCUGGAGCGGUACGAGAGAGCUUCGACUAAGAUGCUGGAUAGGUGGUCGAUAAUGACGUUCGAGAGGGCAUUGACAGCGCCGCCGCCUCCGCCCGCGCCGCCUGACUUAGUAGAAGAAAGCUCGCUGCUGAAGAACUUGCAGGAAAUUAUGCAGGCGGGUGAAGUAAGCUGCGCAGCCACUGGUGCUUUGCGCGUGGGUUGUGCGCGUCUUGCACUAGCGGGGGAGCGCGCGGGGGGCGGGGCCGCGCGGGCAGCACACCGCCUACGUCGAGCACUGUCUUUGCUUUUGCACGCGCGCGCGCAUUUAGCGCACGACCACGCGAGGUGCAGAUCAUGGGAGCCUCUAGAAACAAAUAGUGAUAGUGAGCCUGAAGCACAACCCGUUGCCGAGAAAGGCAGCAUCGAAAAGACUGAAAAGGAGCAGCUUAAUUGGGCGGCACGAGGCUGCGCCCUCGCCGGCCGCGCAGAUAGCGUUCGGCGAGCGUUACGCUCGCUCGUCCGAACGCUCGUGCAAUUCUACCCGCAGGAGUCAGAAUCGUGCGACACGUGCACGAGCGGCGCGGAGGGCGGGGCGGCGUGCGAGACGGGCGCGGGCGCGGACGAGAUGUCGGCGCUGCCGGUGCCGAAGGCCUUCGCCGACAGUCGGCGCUCGUCGGCCGCGUCGGCCGUUUCCGCCGCCUCUAUUAACCCUGAGAACAUUCCAGACGUGGACGAAGAUAUAGCGAAAUUAAUUAGUUCGAAUCCGCCUGAGCAGGCGUUCAGCUUAGACGUAGACAAGCGCUCGCGCAGCAAGGCCGAUUCGGCCUCGCCGCAGGAGCGCCUGUCUCUCUCCAACCUGUCCUCCUGCGACACCUCUUCCUGCCGCAACCUCCGCCCCGACGCCGCCGCCUUUAGCUCUAGCCUUACGAUACCUAACCUAGUUGUCUCCGACGAUAGCGAUAAGCCAGAUUCGAUAUUACAGGGAGUAGCUUACGAAUCGGACCAAUUGACUAUUAUAGACAUCGACAAACCUUACACCGACGACGUUCAUUAUAGCGAACUGAGUGCCCGAGCGACCCCAGUUAGUGGGGAUUGCACGCCGGAGAGGAAACUAUCUAGUGUUGACUUGGAGGUGGAUGCAACGAGCUCGGAAGGGUCCAAUAUUAGCGACGACUUUAGCUUAAUAUCAGAGAUUAUUGACGCGAAACCAGACGAUAUCGAAGAGACUGGCUGCAUCGGACACAUCGAUUCCCCUGAAGUUUCAGAUGCGACGUAUAUGAACUCUGAGACUUUACAUGGAGAAUCGAUCAUGGACGACAUCAGCUCUAUGCUCGGACAGGACGUCCUUAUGGCUAUGAUGGGAAAGAACGGAGAAAACGAAACGUAUACGGAUGACACAACACUUUUUACAUCAGAUACAGUGUCAGAUAUACAAAUGGACAGCCGAAACCCUAGCUUGGAGAAGAAUAACGAGACCAAAAUGAAAUACAUAUCGAAAAUUAAGAAGCCCAAAGAGGGGGAGGUUGAGAAAUUCGGGUUCGAAAACAGAGUAUUCUACAUCGAAAAUGCAACGAAAGUGGAGGAGCAAAUCAAAUACUGUAGUCUAGCGCAGUUUGAGGAGGGCAGUGACAUCGCUAGGAAAUCGUUCAGAAAACAACUAAAGAAAAGCAUCAAGAAAAGGGUGGCCGACGAUUCAAGUGUUAAACACCUAUUGCCUACGACAGAAGAACUAAAAGACGACGAUUUUGGGAAAUGCUGUCACAGUUCUCUGACAAUGAUUCCGUUGAACCAGCACUGUGAAAAGAAAGCAGAUGGCGUCCAACUCCAAAUACCAGCGUUUCCUCAAGUUAGUGUUGUAGUGGAACCUCCUUCUCCUUCACACAGCGAAGAUAGGAAGAGCUUGAAGAAUAACGGUAGUCGAAUGGCGUCGGUGCUAAGUGACAUCUUCGACCAGGGUACGGAUACGCUGAGUGUACAUUCCCCUGAACCCAGCAUUGCCACAGCCAGGGAAAGGCGACAGUCAGAUAACCCGAACCUGUUAAGUUCUGAUCCGGAGUAUGGAAAGUUUUUGAGCUGCUCCCCGGCGGCUACUAGAAGAAUAUCCUGUGGAAGCCUCUUCAAACCUGGUGAACCUGACAAUGAUUUGUCUCAAAGCAGGUUAUCAACAUCAGUGUCAUCAAUAUGGGGGGAAGGCGGUGCGAUGAGCGGGAUGGGGUCAUCAAAGACCGAAGUCAAUGAUAAAGCUAAGAAACUUCCCAUCAUCAACCCCCUAGUUCAAUUACCAGCUUGGCCGCACGUCACCCAAGGGUUCAUAAGCCAAUGUCUUCUCGCAAACGCUGAUGCGUUAUGCGCUGCUGUCAGUCCAUUGAUGGAUCCUGAUGAGACGUUGUUAGAAGGGUUCUAUGAAAGAGCAGUGAUGAACAACUACUUCGGAAUUGGGAUCGACGCGAAGAUAACUCUGGACUUCCAUAAUAAGAGGGAGGAGCACCCUGAGAAGUGUCGAUCGAGGGCGAGGAAUUACAUGUGGUACGGCGUGCUGGGGUCGAAGGAAUGGGUCAAUAGGACUUACAGGCAUCUCGGUCAACGAGUACAACUGGAAUGCGACGGUCAAAGGAUACCUUUGCCCGAGCUGCAAGGGAUCGUAGUCCUCAACAUCCCCUCGUUCAUGGGCGGGACCAACUUCUGGGGCGGCACCCGCGGGGAUGACCUGUUCCUGGCGCCUUCCUUCGAUGAUAGGAUCCUUGAGGUGGUAGCAGUAUUCGGCUCAGCCCAAAUGGCGGCUUCCCGCCUCAUAAAUCUCCAAAAACACCGCAUCGCUCAAUGCAGGGCAGUCCAGAUCAACAUCCUUGGCGAGGAAUGUGUUCCAGUACAAGUAGACGGAGAAGCCUGGCUACAACCACCCGGAUGCGUCCGGAUCAUACACAAGAACCGGGCGCAAAUGCUGUGCAGGUCAAGAACACUGGAGAACAGUCUUAGGGCGUGGGACGAGAAGCAACAAAUGAAGGCGCACGCGCUGGCCGGGCAGCCGCCGCGCGCGCCGCUGACCGCCGCCGAAGCCGCCCAACUACUCGCGCUGCUCGAUGACGUCAACACACUCGUCAAGCACGUGAAACUGUCGUGCAUAAGCGAGACGGGCGUCUCUGGUGGAGUAUCGAGCGGCGUGGCUCUGGCACGGCGCGUGGCGGCGCAAGCUGAUGCUCUGCAAGACGCCGAAGGAAAACUACUGCCCGCGCCGCAGCUGCGACGUCUACUGGCAACCCUGGUGGAAAGCUGCCACGAGUUGGUAGAAGCCGGGUGUUCGGGGCCGGGCGGCGCGGGCGCACUAUCGGCCCUUAGAGCGCAUUUAGCACGCGUCGAGAUGCGCGAAGGACACGCCUACUUACACCCUGACGAGGUCCAGAAAAAGUCCGGUCGCUGGCUGCGCGGCCGCCGCAGCGUCUCCGAAGGACCGCAGGGGUCAUCGACCGCUGCUCAGGUCAAGUGCUGGGGCGUCAAGGAGGUCCAAACCUGGCUAGAGUCCUUACAGCUAGGGGAAUAUUCUGACGCGUUCGCGAAACAUGACGUCACGGGCCGCGAGCUCCUCUCAUUGGCGCGUAGAGAUCUCAGGGAUCUUGGCAUCACGAAGGUGGGACACGUGAAGAGGAUACUGCAAGCUGUCAAGGAGCUGCAGUGACGUCGGCGAGGCCACUCCGAGGGAGAUGGCCACGGGUAAACGAAACGGACGGUCGCGACGCGAUGUGAUUUUGUUUUUUCAGAAUGGCAAUUGUUUCUUUACGGCCAGAUGCUUUGAAAUAAAUUAGAUUAUAUCGAACUGUCGAUUGUAUUUUCAGCAAUAUCUACUUAUUCGUUUUAAGAAUUUGACAAGCAAAGGCGUUCUGUUAAAAAGCCAAAUGCUGUAUCAUUCGUAUGUCUUCUUCUUAUGAAAUAGGUAGUUUUUAGAUACUUAAAACACACAUAAGCAAUCUGUAUGCCCUUGAUAUAGUGUUAAAGUUCGUGUGAGUCUUUUUGAGACAGAAUACUUUAAUAUUUAGAUAAGUCUUGCUAUAUAACAAUAAUAUUACCUACUUAAUCAUUUGAUAAUGGCGAUGUGUUGUCUCCAAAUACAUAGCGUAGUACCUACCAAAGAUUACAUAAUACUUAAUUUGCAUAUUUAAAGCUAUAUUUUAAUGAUAUAGUCUAGAAUUAUAGCAAUAUUAAUUUUAGGGAAGGUAAGUCGCGACCGUAAUAAUACAAUUUUAGCCAAUAAGAUAUUAUUUUGAACUUCUCCAUAUUUGUU
Messenger RNA from Ostrinia furnacalis (Asian corn borer), 5046 nucleotides. Its product is annotated as diacylglycerol kinase eta. The coding region runs from base 202 to 4443 and encodes 1413 amino acids. Gene Ontology annotation, molecular function: protein binding; ATP-dependent diacylglycerol kinase activity. Gene Ontology annotation, cellular component: plasma membrane. Gene Ontology annotation, biological process: phospholipase C-activating G protein-coupled receptor signaling pathway. The transcript is spliced from 18 exons. The record is from RefSeq and is a predicted model, not a curated record. NCBI's taxonomy places the organism in Eukaryota, Metazoa, Arthropoda, Insecta, Lepidoptera, Crambidae.